This is a messenger RNA of Closterium sp. NIES-67, 2222 nucleotides long. NCBI's taxonomy places the organism in Eukaryota, Viridiplantae, Streptophyta, Zygnematophyceae, Desmidiales, Closteriaceae. The record is from the annotation of a GenBank genome assembly.
ACAGGCGACGAAUUCAGCCACGCACUCAGGAAAGAGUCUUCUCGUCAAUUGAAUCUUAGCUUGCAAUCCCGCUGGCAGCGGCAUUGCUCGUGCUGUAACAGCUGUCACAGCAGCAGCUGUCACCCAUCCCAUUGUUUUUUAGGGAAAGCUACCAUCUAGAAGACGCGAGCUCGAGCCGCGCUGGUCACCAGAUUCCCGUGUCGCCAUGGACGCGAUGCGGGAGAACCUGGCGUACUUAAUCGACCAGCGGCUGUACGAGUCGGCUGAGAUCCUCGGAAGCUUCCUGAUCUCAGCAGCCGGGCCGGGCAGCGAGGUGUCGGCAAUCUCGAGGGCGGAGAAUCUGGUGCUCUACGCGGACGCGCUCUUUGGAAGACAGGAGUACCGCCGCGCGCUGAAUCUCUACCGCCAGGCGCAGCAGCUCUGCAAGGUGGCCGGCCAUGCGGGCGGCAGCACUCGGACCGUACCCGGCAGCCCUGCCACUGUAGCCAGCGCCGGCCUGGGGAAUGCCAUCCAGUCAGGCAGCUACAGGGCGGCGUGUGCGGGGGUAGGGGGCGGAGGAGGAGGGGGGUGUGUGGUUGGUGGAGUGGGUGGUGGUAUGAGCAUAGUGGCUCUGGAUACAGACGUGGGAAAGGCAGAGGUUCGUCUGAGGGUGGCGGAGUGCUACGUGGCGUUGAAGGAGGUCAAGCCUGCACUCACAGAGCUGGAAGCCGUGCCUCACCGCCUGCGCUCGCUGCGCCUCAACCUGCUGCUGGCCCGCCUCUACCACUCCAGCAGCUACGACCGUGCUGCCCUGGCCGCUUACAAGGAGUGCCUCAGGCAGUGCCCGUUCGCCAUGGAGGCCCUGGCAGCUGUGGCUCAGCUGGGGCUAUCUGCCAAAGAGACCUGCGCGCUGCUGCCCCAGCAAGAGCCCCUUCCGAGCACCCCCAGCAGCAGAGGGGGCGGCAAGGCGGCAGGGGCAGGGGAGGUGCACGAGUCGUGCAGGUGGCUGCAGAAGUAUGUGGAGGCCCAGGCGCACCGCACAGCCAACGAGAAUGCAGCCAGCUUGGACGAGUAUCAGCAGCUGGUGUCUCGAUUCCCCAACAACGUGCACCUGCAACUGCACAUGGGGCAGGUGGAGGCAUCUCAGGGCCGCAACGAAGAGGCCAUGAUUCACUACCAGAAGGCCCGCACUCUAGACCCUUUCAACAUCAGCUGCAUGGACGACUACGCCCUGCUGCUGCUCUCCCGCCGCUCCCCCUCCUCCUCCUCCGCCCUGCCCGCCCCCAACCUGCAAGCAUGGGUGGUGGCUGCUGCGCUGUGGAUGAGUAAAGGGGAGCGAGGGAGUGCCAUGGCUUAUGUUGAGAAGGCCCUUCAACUAGACGACCACCACUUCCCUGCUCUCCUAGCCAAGGGCGCCAUUCUGCUGCAUGCCGAUCGGUCCGAGACAGCAGCGGUGGCGGCAGCAGCAGCAGCCAUUUUUCGGAGAGCAUACACUCAGAAGCAAGACCUGCGGGUGUUCCAAGGUCUGGUCCGAGCCUACCUGCGCAUUCCGAAGCUGAAGGAGGCCAUAGCAGCAGCUCGAGAGGCAGUCAAGGCGUUCCCUAACUCUGCCAGCGCUUUGUCUCUUCUGGGGGAGGUGUAUCUGCAGCACGGGGACAGCAGGGACAAGGCGCGCAAGGUGUUUGAGGCUGCUCUGCGGAUGGACAGUCGUUGUGGCGCUGCUGUCACGGGAUUGGCUGACGCACACAGCAUGGAUGGCCGGCACGCUGCGGCUGUUGACGUCUUGGAGCGCCACCUGGCAGUGGACGCUUCUGACUGGAUCCACGUGAAGCUCGGGUUCGUCCACAUGGCGGCCAACCGGCUGCCCGACGCGCUGCACCACCUGCAGACGGCGCUCAGCAUCAAUCCGUCCAAUGAGAACGCCAAGAGAGGGCUCAACCGCAUCGACAAGCUUCUCAAGGGAGGUGAUGGGGAUGAGGAGGAAGAAGAGGCAUCACUCCAAUAUGGCACUGGCGGUCCAUUGUUCGAAUGAUAAAAGAUAAUUUGGGCGACAGACUUACUGUACAUGCCUUGCUUGAUAGCCCUUGCCGAUAACCCUUUAUGGGUGCCUUGGUUAGUGCAUGGUUGACUUCCGUGCCUUGUUUCUUUGUAAUAGAGAGCCUUUUAUCAGACUCUCGCAUCACUGCAGUUAGCCUGAUGCAAAGUGGUUCAAUGUGGCAUAGAAUUGUUUAACGCUUGGCAUU